This is a messenger RNA of Musca domestica (house fly), 4608 nucleotides long. RefSeq lists its product as uncharacterized. NCBI's taxonomy places the organism in Eukaryota, Metazoa, Arthropoda, Insecta, Diptera, Muscidae. Bases 1 to 4545 code for a protein of 1514 amino acids. The record is from RefSeq and is a predicted model, not a curated record. The transcript is spliced from 6 exons.
AUGUUCAUCUAUUCAUCAUCGUCAUUGUCGUCGUUGCCGUCAUCAUCAUCAACGCCCCGUAAUGUGUUCGGUGUGAAAUCUCAUUAUGCCCCUGCAAACAAUGCAUUCCAUCAACGAUGCGGUGCAACCAAGCCUCGCCCACUAACACAAUCGCAAGCAAGUGCCCCCAAAAACUUCAAACCCUGGCUUAGCACUGGAAAGUUAAGCUGCCGAGGCAGCAUGUCGCCGGGACCUCUAGAAGCGGUGUUCUUUGGCCCCCAACCUGUGAGUACAACAAAAUGUAGUGGCGGUCCGGCGGGAAGACUGCUACAGUCACGUCAACUGCAUCAAGAAAUAUGCAGUCUACUUCUAGGCGCUAUUGAACAACUGAAAAUAGCCCUAAAUGAAUUUAGCACCGUACUCCCACCGAAUAUCAACACACAAAUCGGCUCACCACCAUUUCGAGAAAACGAUACCAACGAUCGAUUGCAUAAGCUAUUGGAACAAGCUAAGACCCACGAUUCCGAAGAGGACUUUACGAUACGAGCAAAUUCGGACAUAGCCCAACUAUGCGCAGAAUGUAUUAUGUUCUGGCGCCGGGUACUUAUAGCCUCCACCCAACCUUCGGUACACACACUGUUGGCCAAGAAGCAUCACAUUUUGCGGGUACGACGUUUCUCCGAAGGUUUCUUUGUAAUGGAAAAUCCUCGCCACACAGCGGCCGGCUGCUACGACAGUAACUAUCAAAAUUAUGUGGCCAUAUCCGAGAUGGCGCGCAGAAGCCGCUACAUGCAGUCACUACCCCCACUGCCGGUCCAUUGUACACCCAUUGAUGGCGACACAAAUUCAAUGCCUUUAAUUUUCGAAGAUCGUUAUGUGGAGCCGAAUAAAUUUACACGAAAAAGAACAGGUUCCGAGCCACAUUUGAAUCGUGUGGAUAUGUCGGUGGUCAAUGGGAAGAGUAAGGGCUCGGGGGAUAAGACCGUUGCAACACCCAAUGGACGGGCAGCCUCAGCUUCAAGUGGUAAGGAGUGUUCUUGUGGUGCGGGUGGCUUUGAUUAUUCUGCCACAAAGUCCAAUGGGGUGGUUGGGGUUUUGACGCCCCGCUUUGCCUUAGGCGGAGAAAUUCUACAAGCCAGCUUGACCAUAGCACCCUCAGCUGCCUCCAAGGGACCCGGUUCAAAUAACACCACCUUGAAUCACCGUUACAUGUCCAGACAUUCUGUGAAUGGUCUGCUCGACGAAAUCGACAGCGGUCUGGAUCCAUCCUUGCAGGAAUUUUGUGAUGUGGGCAGUGCUGGGACUUUGCCGGCCAGACACAGCAAGUCCUUGGAUCAAUUGGAUGGCACGGUCCAUAGUACUCCCUCCUUGAGAACCUAUCACCACAGUACCAUGACAGGUUAUUCUGCCAAGUUAUCAGAAAGUGAAAUAAAUCAUCUCGCCAGCUAUGGAGGAGCUGGAGGGGUAGGAGAGUCCCAGGAGAAAACAUUUAAGGGCUUUGGUUUGAAUGGCAGCCGCACUAAACCCAAGGUCCAAGCCGAGGAUUUGAUGCGCAACAUCAAUGAGUUCCGUUUGAAAUAUAAAAAUUUCGAAGAUCCCUGUGUUCCGCCGCCACCACCACCGGCCACCGCCAAUGGCCAAAUGCAUUACAAAAUCUAUGGGGCCAAUACCUUGGGUAGACCGCCCAAUCUGGAUAUCCAGGCGGCCAGCAAAUACGACUACCUGCAUGAAAUUAAAAUGCUGAAUCCACCCAAAAAAGUGGCGACCGAGCCGAAGCAAAAUUCCUACUACAAUUCCCUGCCCAAGACCAUUGCAAAUGGUGAGAUUGUGCCCCGUAACUCAUACCCACCCAUAAAGACCGUCCCCCAGACAAAUGGGGAUACCCCUAAUGCUAAUACCCAAAGCUCCAUAGUUUGGCCACAACAAAUUGCUAUACCCCGCAGUAGUUCUUCCCAAGCGUUAAGACAAAACAAUGUUGGUCCCCAUCCAGAACUGGAGCCAAAUGGUACCAUACCCCGGUCCGUGGAAAUUGCCCGUGUAAGGGUCUCGGACCUUAAAGAGAUGCUGAAAAAUGGCACACUGCGCAAAGAGUCCAGCAGCUCAGAAAGUGAUAUACCCUCCAAGGUGAAGAAGGCCAAGGCAGAACAGAAAAUGUUGUCCUCCACCAGUGUGCCCUUUAAGCUGGAUACAACCUCCGCCCAGGACCAGGAGCAAACCACCAGUGGUUUCAGUGAAUCUCUGCCCAAUUUGGUGCCGCCUCCGCAAUUUACCACCGAGGCAGUGAUAAGUGAUUCCACCUCCUCGCUGAGUGAAGAAAGUGGUUGGGUAUCCAGUCGCCGCAGCUCCAUUGUGCCCUCCUCACCGGAAACCAUACUCAAGCAACAGCAAACCAAGGAAAGAAAUGAACUGGAAACCCGGCUCAAUGGAGAACAAUUACGCCUGAAGUUGCAAAAACUUUUGGAGCAGCAAAACAAAAAUAAAAAACUCAAAGAAUCGCGAGGACAACUAAAGGCGCCCAGCGCUCUCAUUCCAGAGGGUUCGCUAAACAAAAAGGUGUCCUCUGUAACGGUUAAAAUUAAACCCGAACGUCUGCGUUCGGAAUUGCGUCGAAAUCUGCGUAACAUACCCUACAAUGAAUCUACCGAAGUGGAGGACUCGGACUUUUCGCUCAUGCAAAGCCAGAGACGGGAACGUUAUAGGAAGACAGAGAAAUCCAAAUCCGAUUUUGAUUUGACCAGCAUUAAGGAGACCAAUGGUACAACGGUGGCUCUUACAAAUGUGCGGGUGCCACCGCCACAGCAAUUUCAGGAUGAUCUUCUGCCGCCCGAUGAGUUUCGUGAUCCACCGCUUAGCAACAACAACAGCAACAAGGACAAAUCAAACAAGAAACACGAACUUAACACGUCCAGGGCCAAGGAUAUGCUUCCUCCAGCUAAACCACAAAAUGUUCCACCAAAUUAUGUAACCAUGACGCCGGCCCAUAAAUCUGAUACCUAUCAAAGCCUCACCCAGCACUCAUCUCCCUCAUCACUGAUACUACCGCCAGCUCCACCACCUCCUCUCAAGGAAAUUCCCCAACAUGCCAUGAACCUGAGGCAACCCAUUGUGGCAAUAGAUAAUCCCGUCUAUCACAUCUACGAGUCCAUGAAACCCAUAACCCCCGCCAAUAUUUUUGGCAAUAAACCGGUUGUACGAUCGCACAGUAUUGUUGAAAUGAAACGGCCCAAAGAUUUUGGACAGCUCAGCAACACCACCAACACCAUUAAAAGUUCCCAGCUGAACAACAACAAAUCCAAUCGUUCCACACCCUCCAAUAACUCCUCCACCAAACUUUCCCUGAACAUCACUGCCCCACAUGCCCAAGGUCCUCAUCCUGCUCAUCCUCCCCAGCCUCUAGAAAAUGGCAACGAAGACGAAAACAAAGAAAACUCAAAUUCUUCUUCAUCAGCCGCAGCAACACAGCAUCAACAACAUUGUAACAGCAACAGCAACAACACCUCUUCCACGACGGUUGUCCGUUCGUCCAGCACCAAGUCGAACAAACAUCACAAGAACAGCCAACACCAUAACGCCAACAGCACCAAGGGCCACCAGGAGGCCAACAACAUAUCUUUAAUGGAAUUUGAAAAAUAUCGCGAAGAAUUUCGCAAACAAUUGAAAUACAACGGCAGCAUUUAUUCAGACUUCAACAAACUCUCCUCGGAGUUGCCUUAUUUUUAUAUCAGCGAUGAAUAUCGUGCCUUCUCACCGAACGGCAUGCAUUUAAUUAUUUGUGUUCAUGGCUUGGAUGGCAAUUCGGCCGAUUUGCGUUUGGUGCGCACCUAUUUGGAAUUGGGACUGCCCGGUGCGAAUUUGGAGUUUCUAAUGUCCGAACGCAAUCAGGGUGAUACAUUUUCCGAUUUCGACACCAUGACUGAUAGACUUGUUGCUGAAAUUUUAUAUCAUAUCGAAACCUGUGGACUCAAUCCGACACGCAUUUCUUUCGUCGCUCAUUCAUUGGGAACAAUUAUUGUACGCAGCGCCUUGGCGAGACCACAAAUGCGUUCAUUAUUGCCACGAUUGCAUACGUUUUUAUCAUUGUCGGGACCCCAUUUGGGUACAUUGUAUAAUACCAGUGGAUUAGUUAAUAUGGGCAUGUGGUUUAUGCAGAAAUGGAAAAAAUCCGGCUCCCUGCUGCAACUGUGUAUGCGUGACACCAGCGAUAUGCGCAAAAGUUUCUUGUAUCGUCUCAGCCAGCGUAGUAACUUGCAUCAUUUCAAGAAUAUACUACUCUGCGGAUCCAGUCAAGAUCGUUAUGUGCCGGCACACUCGGCUCGUUUGGAAUUGUGCAAGGCAGCAAUAAGAGACAAUUCCAAUUUGGGAGUUAUUUAUAGAGAAAUGGUCAACAAUAUAAUUGCACCGAUUUUGGCACGACCUGAACUGACUUUGACCCGUUACGAUGUACAUCAUGCCUUGCCACAUACCGCCAAUACUCUAAUUGGCAGGGCUGCCCAUAUUGCUGUAUUAGAUUCGGAAUUGUUUAUUGAGAAAUUCCUAUUGAUUGCCGGUCUAAAAUAUUUUAGUUAGCGAAUUUAAAGGGUCACAGAAUGGAGGCAAAAUAAACAAAAAAAAAAAAAAAACAAACAAAAA